Molecule: messenger RNA, 10673 nt
Organism: Cyprinodon tularosa
Lineage: Eukaryota; Metazoa; Chordata; Actinopteri; Cyprinodontiformes; Cyprinodontidae
Gene: ralgapa1
Product: Ral GTPase activating protein catalytic subunit alpha 1
Exons: 47
Coding region: 461-8806 (2781 amino acids)
Biological process (GO): positive regulation of GTPase activity; regulation of small GTPase mediated signal transduction
Cellular component (GO): cytoplasm; nucleus
Molecular function (GO): GTPase activator activity
Source: RefSeq, a predicted model, not a curated record
UCGGAAUUUUUAAGAGUGUCAAAAAAUUUAUCCUGGUGACCUUUAGUUAAAUUACAUUAAAAAAAAAGUAUGCGACUUAUAUUUUAAUACAUUAAUUGAGAUUUGAAGUGUGUUGAGACUUAUUUGUAUUGAUUUUUAUCUGAUGGCGAUUUGUUUCCGCCAUGACAGCCACCGUCGUUUGAGCUGUGGACUAGAGUGGAAGAAGGGAGGGGGUGCGAUGGAUGGAUAUGAGUCGGCCCGCUGGCCGCUGCGUUUUACACAUUCGCCUUUAGUUUAGUCAGAAUGGGGCUGAUUUCCCCGCUGGAUGUUCUCGGUUCUGUCAUCGAGGACUGGUGUUAAUGAGGCUAGGUUCUCGUGAGGGUUAAAGAUUAUCGUUUGUUUGUGCUACUCCGCUAGCCCCCCUCUGCUUCUUAUCCUCACCGUCUUUUUUUCUGUUGUUGUUGUGCCUCCUGCUUUGGGAAUGUUUUCCAAAAAGCCACAUGGGGACGUCAAAAAAUCAACACAGAAAGUGUUGGACCCCAAGAAGGACGUGUUGACGAGACUGAAGCACCUCAGAAUUGUCAUAGAAAACUCAGAAGCUCCAGAUCUGAAACAGUUCUUUGACGUGUACUACUCCCAUAUCUACUAUGUCUUCUUUGAAAACUUUGUCACCAUUGAGGUCAGCCUCAAGCAAAAAGGACAUAAGUCUCAAAGAGAGGAACUGGACUCCAUCCUCUUCAUCUUUGAGAAAAUCCUUCAGCUCCUACCAGAGAGAAUCCAGAGUCGGUGGCAGUUCCACAGCAUCGGUCUAACUCUGAAGAAGCUGCUGCAUACUGGAAACUCUCUUAAGAUCCGUCGGGAAGGCGUGCGUCUCUUCUUGCUCUGGAUGCAAGCACUUCAGAGCAACGCCGAACAUGAGCAGCUCUGCAUGUUUGCAUGUUUAAUUCCUGGUUUUCCUGCCCCUCUCUUACGUGGGACCCCACGCACCCUGGACACCCUGAUCAACCCUCCACUGAGCCUCACGGAGACUCAGGUGAUCCCUGAAGAAAUCACACCACUGGUCGCUCCGCAGUCUGGUGAUAAGAACCAGGAUGACCUCACUGCCUACUUUCUUGAAGCUCUGCUAAAAUACAUGGUAAACCAGGCAAAGUCUCUAGAGUGGCGGUGUAAGGAGAACCAUGAACGUGGCUUCAGCUUCCUCUUUGGCCACUUUAGGAAGUUUUACCUUCCUCACAUAUUUCCAAACUUCGCCAUGGAAACAAGCCUAUACAACCCCAUUUUGGAUGUUCCUACGAUGCGUCCAAAGCCCUAUUACAGUGUGGUGCGCAGAGAGCAGGAUGGUGGCGAGACGGUGUACUGCACCAAGGAGAGCUUCCUUCAGGCCAGAGUCAUCUUUAUCCGUUGGCUCGUUUCCUUCUGGUUGGAACCACGACCCAACACCCAAACACACAUCCCAGGAACAGAAGGCGAGAAUGUCCCUAAGAACAUACAGCGAGCUGCAGCUGGAUUGGCUGCUCGCUCAGCCGGCAGCUCAGAUGAUGGCGGUGGAGGGAGUCGGUCCGAGAGCCACUUAGAAGGAAGCGGGAGUUCAUUGGGGCUAGCUGGAAGCAGCAUGGGAGGACCGGGGAAUGGAGGAGAGCCCGAACAGAGCCACUCAAACACAUCAACGUUAACAGAGAGGGAGCCCAGCUCCUCCUCUCUCUGUUCCAUGGACGAGGAGCAGCUGACAGACAUGGAGGUGGUGAGGAGAGUCCUGACCAGCUCCAGAACCAACGUCAACUUCAUCAUAGAGAUCUUCAGACAGGGAUUUCUCCUUCCCAUUUGCGAGGCAGCUGCGAUGCGAAAAGUGGUCCGUGUUUACCAAGAGUGGAUUUCUAUUGAGGACAAGCCGGUGUUUAUGAAAGAGCCAGACGAAGGUCCGUACCCCAUUCCUGCUGCUACCAGUCUGGAUACAGGGUCUCAGCUGGGAGACAAGGAGGACGAGGGAAUAAAUAAAGAGAUUGAUAGCGAAUUGCUGGAAUACAGUGUUCACGCUGGAGUCCAAACAACACUGCAGGUCUUUAUCACUCACUCCUCCAACGUUUUCCUGCUGGAACCGGCCAAUGACAUCAAGCUCCUGUUAGAGGAACAUGUCGACAUGUGCAAACGAGUCCUGAACAUCUACCGCAGCCUCGUCAUGCAUGAAACUAUGGACCAGAAAACAUGGGAGCAGAUCUUACUGGUUCUGCUGCAGGUGACAGAAUCUGUCAUGAAAAGACCACCGUCCAUCAUGCCUCAAGUCAAGAAAAGUAACACGCUGUCAGGCCGAUUAGCUGGACCUAUUUUUCAGACUUUAAUAGUUGCCUGGAUUAAGGGCAACUUGAACGUAUAUAUCAGCAGAGAACUUUGGGACGACCUCCUUUGUGUCCUUUCCUCUCUAACAUGCUGGGAAGAGCUGGUUACUGAGUGGUCACUCACCAUGGAGACCCUCACUAAGGUUUUGGCCAGGAACCUGUACAGUGUGGAUCUGAACGAGCUGCCUCUGGACAAACUCAGUGAACAAAAGCAGAAGAAGCAUAAAGGAAAAGCUAUCGGUACAGAGGGCCAGCGGCAGGCUGUGGAUCGGUCCUUCUCUAAAGGCUGGAGCAGAGACCAACCAGGUCAGGCAGCUGCCAUGCGCCAGCGGAGCGCCACCACGGCCGGCUCACCAGGCAUCGAAAAAGCAAGGAGUAUUGUGCGUCAGAAGACUGUAGCCCUGCGUAGCUGUUCUACGGGGGACUCUCUACUGUCCUCAGCCUUUAUUCGCAGUGCUAAGAGUGCUCCUGCUCUGGCUCCGCCUCUUCCUGUCCUCCUCCACCACCACCACCCUUUUCUACCCCCUCUUGCCGACCAUCUGGCAGAUCUGGAGGACCCCCCAAUCACCUUGACGUCCCGCACCCCACGAAUGCGCCAUUCAUCGCAGAGCGACGAGACCCCACCAACCACUUGCUCCGAGGUCUUCCCCGGAAGAGUGUGUGACCUUGAUGCGCCAGGUUCGUCCUCCCUGGCACGGAGCAGCAGUGCCUCGGACAUCAUGGAGCCCUUCAUCGCCGAGCAGGUCAAAGGUGAAGACACCCAGAGGGAUCCUGUUUCCUUCCCGAAUCCUCUGCACCACCACUCCACAACUACCUCCUCACUUGCAGCCAACAGCCACACAACUCAGCCUCUCUCACAAUCCCGCACCUCCCCUAAUCCCACACCUUUCACCUUCCCCAAUGGCGUUUUCAUGUCCUCAGAACUACAAGAUGAUGCUAGUGUUUAUAACCUGUCCUGGCUCCGAGCCGGCUCUGGAAGCCAUGGCUCUAGCUCUGACUGGGUGAGCGACUGGGACUCUGCCUUCACUUUUCCACCCGAAAAGGAAAUUGACGCAGACGAGGGGGAGAUAGGUUGUGAGGCUGAGGAGGAUGAUUUAUUCUCCUCGAUCAGAGACUACCUCAUUCAGAAAGGAGGCGAAAAGAAAGAGGAGGCCGAAGAGGGAUGUGAUGCUGGUCAUCUAUUAGAAAGUUUUGUCACUUUACCUGCACAGGAGCAAAGUAGGGAGGUCGGAUCCCUAUUAGAGUACACAGGACAGGUAAUGGAGGAGAAGAAGGUGCCAGAUGAGCAUAGACGGGUAAGUAAAUCAGCAAGACACAGCAGUGUGGAUUCAACAGAGGAGAGUGAGGCAGAGCAGCGCAGCAUCUAUGAGUGUCUGGAGCUGCAGUGUGAGUGGCCCUCUCCCAGUGUUAAAGGGAGCACUAGCUUAGAAAGAAACUUGGAGGGGAAAAAAGCUGCUUCAACAGGGCAGGGAGGGAAACUCGACUGGUGGAGCGAGACAGGAGGAGAGAAACAAGAGGAUAAAGGAGAAACAAAAGAGAGGACUUGUUUAAGCAGACAGGAUGCAAUCACAACUGAAUCAAACACUAAAUCGUCAACUAUUCAAGCCUCAGACCCUGCUAGAUUAAAAAUGUCCCAUAGUGGUACCAAGCAGCAACCGUCUGCUGGGGCCCAUGUCAGCUUCCAGCCCUCCACUGAGUCCGUCCAGUUUCACAACCCCCUUGAGAACAAGGAGGCCCACUGGAGAGCCAGGUUGCGUCGACUAAGCCACUUCCACACUCACAGCCAUUCAGCUGGGGAGAGGACAGCUAGAGCUGGGGUGGGCUCAGUGGGGAAGCUAGGAGCAGAGGGUCCAGGUAAGUUUGGCUCAGGGAACGGUGCUGGACAAAAAACACGAGCAAAUGAGAAGUUUUUACCUGGAGCUUCUAUGGGGAUCAGAGAGCCUUCUGCAGACAGCGUGGAAAACAGACAGGGGGCAGGAGGGGACAAGCAGCACCCACGGUCCUGUAAGGGAUCCGGUCCAAGCCCAGAGGUGAAUUCAGAGGGAUCCUCAGGCACAUCCGCAGGAGUGCGAGGACGUCUGGGAAGGUCCGCCCUGCGAUCCCGAGUCUCCCGUUCGCGCUCCCAGGAGCCCCGCAUCACUACCUCGCGACACCACCAGGGGGCUCUCCUGGGUGGCAUGUAUAAGACUGUCGUCCAUGCCCUGUCCUCUAAACCUCGGCCCAGAGGCCAGGGGUCAUCCCAGGGGUCAUCGCCGCAGCGACAGGCCAAGGCCACCACGGGUGACGCAUCGCUAAAGGAUCUGUACUCCCAUGUCCUGGGCUACUUUGGACGAAAGACGACAACGCCAGCCAACAAAGAGGAGGUGGUUCCAAAGGCCCGCCCGGUGUCCACUGAUGUUGGAAGCAGCAACCCAAACUUCUCUGACCUAAUGGAUGAGUUCAUUCAGGAGAGACUGAGAAACAAAGGGACAGGGGGUCGUCGGGGAAGCAGUCCAAUGGGUCUUGAAGUUCCCAAAGACCUUCCAGAGCUCCUUGAGUCCAAUCAGGGUCCUGGAUCAAGAACCACAGAUGACCCUCGACCUGUUGAUGACCCUGGAGUUCCCUCUGAGUGGACGUCACCUGCUAGUGCCAGUGGUUCUGAUGUCAUAAGCUCUGACAGCCAGUCAGAUUCCUUUAACGCCUUUCAGUAUUCGGCAUGCAAAUUUGACAAUUUUGCGUUCAAUUCAGAUGCAUGUGGAGGAGGAACUGGUUCUGGAGGAGGCGGCCGAGGCAGCUCACUGGACCAGGAUAGCCUAGGUGGCGGAUUGGCCUGUGACGAACAUGAAGUAGCCAGUUUGACAACGCUUCACAUCGACUCGGAGACCAGCAGCCUUAGCCACACAGUCACUGUUACCGGCUCAGAGAGCGCCUCGCCCAUGCAUUCCCUUGGAGGCUCCCGCUCCCAGACCCCCUCCCCGGCUACACUGACGGCUGAGCACAUAGAUCACACACACAGUCAUCCACACACACACUUACAGCUGGACCAGAAACUCCACAGCUCUGUGCUACAGACCCCAGAUGAUCUAGAAACAAGUGAGUUCCCCAGCGAGGACUGCAGUGUGAUGGCAGGCGGCUCUUUAACUGGAUGGCACGCAGAUGUUGCCACGGUUAUGUGGAGGAGGAUGCUUGGGAUCCUGGGGGAUGUUAACAGCAUCAAGGACCCAGAAAUCCAUGCUCAGGUUUUUGACUACUUGUGUGAGCUGUGGCAGAACUUGGCCAAGAUCAGGGAUAAUUUGGGCAUUUCUCUGGACAACCAGUCGUCCCCUCCACCUCCUGUUUUGAUUCCUCCUCUAAGAAUCCUCACCCCUUGGCUCUUCAAGACCACCAUGCUGACUGAGCGCUAUAAGCAGGGAAAACUUCAUGCCUACAAGCUUAUCUGUAGGAUCAUGAAGAGACGCCAAGACGUUUCUCCAAACGCCGACUUUCUCACACACUUCUACAACAUCAUGCACCAAGGGCUGCUGCACCAGGACCAGGACAUUGUGAACACAAUCAUAAAGCACUGCAGUCCCAGGUUCUUCAGCAUUGGUCUUCCUGGAGCCACCAUGUUAAUCCUGGACUUCAUCAUUGCAGCAUCCAGAGUCACUGCAUGUUCCUCACUCAAUGCUCCAAGAGUUGAGGCCCAGAUCCUUCUUGGGUCUCUGGUGUGCUUCCCCAACUUUUAUGAGGACCUCGCUGCUCUCCAUCCCACUACUGCUGAUGUUGUGCGGACUAAGUUUCCUGAGGUCAAGGAACAUAUUAUCAAAACUAUCCUGACCUCAGCCAGAGAUGAACCCUCUGCUCCUGCAAGGUGUGUAGCUCUGUGCAGCCUUGGUAUCUGGCUGUGUGAAGAGCUGACUCACGGAACUGAGCAUCCUCAGAUUAAAGAAGCCCUCAAUGUCAUCUGUGUCACCCUGAAGUACCCCAAUAAGAAUGUAGCGUUGGUGGCAUCGGAUAUCCUUCACCUUCUGAUCAGUUACGUGGAUCAUCUUCAAAAAUUCCCCCCUGAUAUGCCAAAGAAGAUCGUAGAGAUUCUAAUUGCCACCAUCACACAUUUACUGCCCAGUACUGAGUCGUCUCCUCAUGAAUUGGAUAAGAGGCUUGUAGUUUCCCUUUUGUUGUGCCUCUUGGACUGGGUAAUGGCUCUGCCGCCAAAGACUCUUCUCCAGCCUGUUCAAACACGAAGCCCUCCUGAAAAAGAGCAGCCAACCAAAACGCUGCUCAGCUGUAUUUAUAAGGUCCUACAUGGCUGUGUUUAUGGUGCACAGUCUUUCAGCAGCCCAAAGUACUUCUCACUGCAGCUGUCGGACCUAUCAAGUCCAGAUUACGACCCGUUCCUGCCAUUAGAGAGCCUCCGAGAACCAGAACCACUGCACAGUCCGGAUUCGGAACGCUCCAGCAAGCUGCAGCCCGUCACUGAAGUUCGUAGUCGUAUCCAGCAGGGCCUGGUUUCCAUUGCAGCCAGAACCGUGAUAACUCAUCUGGUCAAUCAUCUGGGACAUUAUCCAAUGUCUGGAGGGCCCGCAACUCUGUCCAGUCAGGUGUGUGAAAACCAAGACAACCCAUUCUUUGAGAGUGCAGAUCUCGGACCAGAGCUUUUCAAUUCCCCCAACCUGCAGUUUCUGGUUCUGAAUGGCUCCACGCUGCUGUCUGUUCUCCAGAUCCGAUCGGAGUCUGGAGUGCCAGGAGGAGGAAUGACAGCUGGUUUGUCCUCUGCUCCUGCUUGCGUACGUGUCAUCAUCCGAGAUGUUGCAGGAAAACACUCCUGGGACUCCGCAGUCUUGUAUGGACCUCCGCUGGGCCCCCCGAACAGUCCAGCUCACGUGCUUUCUACACAGAUGCAGUCAUUGCGCAAUGCAAACCUUCAAUUACGCACUCCGCCAGGAGGUCCACAGAACAAGAUGGAAUUGAGGGAGGAAGAAUGUGAGGUAGACGGGCAGGAAGAGCAGGGGAUGGAGGAGGAAGACGGAUCGAUGGAAAGUGACGAACAAGAGAGUCAGUUGGUGGAGGAAGAGAAUGUUGGUGAUGAGGAGAGGGAAAAUCCAGGAGGAGAUGGAAAUGAGGAUCCCGUGGAACAUGAGGAGGAGGAAACUAAUGGGCAUCAUAUAGACGAGGAAUCGGGUUCAGAAAAGCUUCUAGCUCCACCGCUUGCUAAACGAGUGUGUCGGGAGGCGGUGCCAGCGUGGAACUCUCUGGAGGAGGGAGAAGAUGCGCUCGAUGAGAUGCUCCAGUACCUUGGCUACUUAAGUCCAGAGUGCCUGCAGAGAGCAGGCAUGCCACUCAACAUCCCAGCCCCUCCUCCAGGUUGUGUUUCAGAGAAGCAGGAGAAUGAUGUCAUCAACGCCAUCCUGAAGCAAAGUGCUGCCGAGCGAGAGUUUGUUCUUCAUAGAGGAGAGGAGCUGAACAUGAGAGCCGUACAGCAAGCAGAACCAGAGACGGCGACCCCACAGUCUGCCUUCUACUACUGCAGGCUGCUUAUCAACAUACUGGGACUCAACUCCUGGGAGAAGAGGAGUAACUUUCAUUUGUUGAGGAAGAACGAGAAGUUGCUGAGGGAGCUGAAGAAUCUAGACUCACGGCAGUGCCGGGAGACUCAUAAGAUUGCAGUAUUUUACGUGGCUGAAGGUCAAGAGGAUAAACACUCCAUACUCACAAACACAGCUGGCAGCCAGGCUUAUGAAGACUUUGUUUCAGGACUUGGCUGGGAGGUGGACCUCACCACUCACUGUGGCUUCAUGGGAGGCCUUCAGAGAAACCGCAGCACUGGCCUGACGACGCCUUACUACGCCACGUCCACCACUGAAGUUAUCUAUCAUGUGUCCACUCGCAUGCCGCAUGACCAGGACCAGAACUUGACAAAAAAGCUUCGACACCUGGGCAACGACGAAGUCCACAUCAUUUGGUCAGAACAUUCCAGAGACUACCGGCGAGGGAUCAUCCCGACUGAAUUUGGGGACGUGUUGAUCGUCAUCUACCCCAUGAAGAACCAUAUGUAUUCCAUUCAAAUCCUCAAGAAGCCAGAGGUGCCGUUCUUUGGGCCGCUGUUUGAUGGUGCCAUAGUUGACAUGAAGAUUUUAUCCACCAUGGUCAGAGCUACAGCUAUCAAUGCAAGUCGAGCUCUCAAAUCCCUCAUUCCUCUCUACCAGAACUUCUAUGAGGAGCGAGCCCGCUAUCUGGAAACAAUUGUGCAGCACCACCAGGAGCCGACCACUUUUGAGGAUUACGCUGCCCGGGUCUACAGUCCUGCACCCUACACUCACCUGCCUUCUGACACAGAGGAUCAUAGUGUUUUGUAUCUUAUGGUCCCUAAACCCGUUGACAGCUUAAACCAGCUCAGGGUGAAGGGCCGAGGUUUAAAGCAGAAGGUCCUUCAUGCAGGCUGUGAAUGGCUCCUGCCUAGAGAUUCUUCGGGGAGAAAGUCCGGCUCUUGGGGAGGUCGGGAGCGAGUCGGCGUCCCCCAUAUCUCCACGAACUAGCAAGACUCGCAUGUCGAUGAAGCUCCGACGGUCCUCUGGAUCCGCCAAUAAGACUUGAGUUUCUUCACUUUAAACACUUCCUAAUCACUGAUAUCACUUAAAUUAAAACGUUUAAUUUCACAUCUCAUAUCCAUCAGGGGGUGGACAAAAGGCUAUUUUUCUGCCCGGCUCCUGCACUGAACACACACAUGCAAAUAUACAUCUGAUAUGCUCCCACUGUAUGAAUCUGCAGCUUUGCUUUAAAAAAAAAAAAAAACACUCAUCCCAGUGCUGCUGAAAGCGUUGAAUGAUAGCCUGUGCAGUAUUAGUUCAUACCAACAUGUGCCAUGUGGAAAGGUGAGCAAAGAAACACCUGUGGAACCAGGACUGCAAAACCAUUUAAAAAAUAAAGUGUGCUACAUCAUACACUGUGUUAAAGAGGAUUUUUUUGGUUUAUAAAACCAGAACAAAUGUCAGGGAAAAAUAUUUUUUGUUGAAUACAGACCUAUCUGUGGAAGUUAAAAUGGUUCACAAAUCCCUUUUUCCUGUUUUAUUCCACCUUGCCCCUUCAAAUACGAAAUUUUUAAAUUCAGAAAUGUCUUAGGAGGCACUUUGAAAGCUUACUUGUUUGUAGGUCAUGCUGUCAACUUUAGACAAGCACUGAUAUUACAUUUUUUUCUCUUGUUUUUUUUAAAUUGUGAUUUCACUUGAACUAAAUUUCCAUAUGCUGUAUUUCUAUUUUUCCCUCCAAAAACACCAUUGCUUUUUUUUCUGUAUGUAUGCUUUUGAUUAUAAAUGUGUAUUCUGUAUAUCUAUACAAGUAUAUAUAUAUCUAUAUAUAUCGAGAGAGAGAUUAGAUACAUGGAUAUCUAUGAGAGUAUGUACAGUGUGACGAAGCUUGUUGUGUAAAUAAGAUUUUGAGAAAAGCUGCCAAAGCCAAACCUGUGGUUUAACCUCAAAGCAUGUGUUUGCUAUAAAUACAAACAUAGGUCAACACUACGAAUGUUUAACUUUAAUAUAAACUUUUCAUUCAUCAGUUGGAAAUUUAGAGAUGAUUCCCUUAGCUCAAAACUCUGGUUAAACUUUCUUUACUCAGAAUUCAACCUAUUCUCAUUCUAGCCACAAAUGUGGGCUUUUAAGAUUUUUGAAAUCCAGUGUUUCACUUGCUAUUAAAUGGGUCAUUUUUUCUGGUGGAGCUGUUCCAUCAGAAAAUUUAGAAACGGAAACAAAAAAUCAGGUUGCAGCAGAUUGACAAAGAGUAGAAGGGAAAAGUCAAUUUAGACUCUUUACUCUUCAGCAAUAUGCUCUCAGUUUAGAGAUAUUUCCCUUCCCAUAUCCAUUGUCAAAGGGAAUGUAUUUCAUUUUGGAUAAAUGCCAUUCUUUCACGAGUUGAGAUCAAUCCUUUGUGUUUAAGAAAUAAGUGCUAGCCAUUUAAAUUAUUGCUUCAGGUUUCAAAGCACAGUUUAUUGUUAAGGUGUGUAGAAAACUCAUCUCAAUGCUCUGGCACAGCACUCAUCUUUCAUAAUGCCAAUCAUGCAAAUCUAUGUGAUAAUUAACUUUUUUGUGAUCAGUUACAAUAAUUCACAGUUUAAACCCUAACGAUGUUACAUUUGUUGUCAGAUAAGAAAGUUUUAUUUUUUUUUUCCUUCAUUAACAUCUGCAGCAUAAUUAGCAAUGUAGGCUCUGGAUGUCCAAAAUGUUGGCUGGUGUUUGUAACUACUGAUGUGAAAAAAAAAAUAUGCAUUUCAGCACUAACUGCAUGUAAGCAACAGACACAUGCUUUGAAACAAACUUGUUGAAAGUGUAACUGUAUCUUCAAAACAACCACAAAUUUAAAAAAGUAUCAAUGUGCAACAAUGGACUUAAACAAUAAAGGAUUUGUACCUGU